Messenger RNA from Scomber japonicus (chub mackerel), 345 nucleotides. Its product is annotated as hepatitis A virus cellular receptor 1 homolog. The record is from RefSeq and is a predicted model, not a curated record. Gene Ontology annotation, molecular function: virus receptor activity; phosphatidylserine binding. Gene Ontology annotation, cellular component: cell surface. Lineage: Eukaryota; Metazoa; Chordata; Actinopteri; Scombriformes; Scombridae. Gene Ontology annotation, biological process: phagocytosis, engulfment; positive regulation of mast cell activation. The annotation marks the transcript as partial. The transcript is spliced from 3 exons.
ACACUGAUCAACGCAGCCGCGGGUCACGUGACUUACAGGAAGUCCAACAGGUACUCCGUCUCCUCCUCAGAGCCCGGCUCCUCGUCUUUGUCCAUCUCUGACUCUCGGCUCUCAGACUCUGGUUUCUAUCACUGCAGAGUGGAGCGUCCCGGCCUCUUCAACGACCAAACGUUUAGCCUGCACCUCAUCAUCAUCAGCAGCUCUCGCUCCGUGAUCGACUCUCCUGCCACAGAAAGCUCCGAGCUCUCAGCUGAGACCCUGAACGCACCACGAACUGCAACCAGUGAGUAUAAAGAACUACAGAAGCCCCGGAGGGACAGAAAGCUUCACACAGCAGGUGUUUGA